GAGCUGAGGUCUGAGAUGCUGGAGAUGAGGGACAUGUACAUGGAAGAAGACGUUUACCAGCUGCAGGAGCUGCGGCAACAGCUGGAGCAGGCAAACAAGACCUGCCGCAUCCUGCAGUACCGGCUCAGGAAGGCAGAGCGGCGCUCUCUCCGCGUGGCCCAGACGGGGCAGGUGGACGGAGAACUGAUACGAACGCUGGAGCAAGACGUCAAAGUGGCGAAGGACGUGUCCAUCCGUCUCCACAGCCAGCUGGACAGCGUGGAGAAGAAGAGGACUCGUCUGGAGAAGGAGAACGAGGAGCUGAGGGUCCGACUGCAGGACCUGGAGGUCGCCAAACAGGUCCUGCAGCAGGAGAUCGACAAGAACUCCCAGAAGAAAAGAGGAGCACGACCCAACAACAAACCUGACAAGAAGCUCGGUCCGCAGGAGGACAGUUCAGACCUGAAGUGUCAGCUCCACUUUGCCAAAGAGGAAUCAGCCCUGAUGUGCAAGAAGCUGACCAAGCUGGUGAAGGACAGCGAGGCCAUGAAGGAGGAGCUGGCCAAGUACAGGUCGCUGUACGGAGACGUCGACGCCACGCUCACCGUGGAGGAGGUUGCGGACUCCCCCCACACCCGCGAGGCGGAGAUCAGAGUCCACCUGAAGCUGGUGGAGGAGGAGGCCAACCUGCUGAGUCGACGCAUCGUGGAGCUGGAGGUGGAGAACCGGGGGCUCCGAGCCGAGAUGGACGACAUGAAGGGACCGCAAGAUGGACCUCAGGAACUCUCUGGUGUUGGCGGCGGUCUGGGGGUGGGUCUUGGUCUCUCGGGAGGAGCCAUGGUUCUUGGAGGAGGGGCUUCGUCUGAAAACGUCAUGGAGCUCCAGAGACACCUCCAGUUUGUGGAGGAGGAGGCGGAGCUUCUGAGGAGGUCUCUGAUCGAGAUGGAGGAGCAGAACAAACUCCUGAUGAACGAGAUCAACCGCUACAAAUCCGAACUCCCGCCGCUGACGUCCACGCUGUCGUCCAAUUCGUUAACGUCUCUGACGGACGGGCUGCUCAACGACAGCCCCGUGCACUCCAUACAGGAAGCGGCGGUGCUUAUCAGCACGGACACCCCCGCCCAGGAGGAGGAGCUCAGGCUGGCGAGGCUUCAGAUCGGAGAACUGAGCGGGAAGGUGAAGAAGCUGCAGUACGAGAACCGGGUGCUUCUGUCCAACCUGCAGCGCUGUGACCUGGCCUCCUACCACGCUCCUUCCUCCUCAUCCUCCUCCUCCUCGCUGCGACUGGCUCUGGAGACGGAUGCAGAGGCGGGAGACUCCGCUGAGUGCCUCCCCACCAGCCCUCCUCACCGCAAAGAGCCCGUGGGCGGCGAGAACGACGGCCCGGAGAUCAAGGAACGGAAAAAGAAGAUCGAGGACAACGCUGACACGGCAACUUCGCUUCCUGGGUGCCUGGGGCAGAAGGACCAUGAUGCCUUGCUGGCCAUGAGGGACCAGGCUCGCUUGGUUUCCACGGCGAUACAGCUCCUGACCUCCCCGGAGUCCAACUGCCUCUCCUCGCCCCCAUCCAUCUAUCACAAGGUCUGCAGCAACGACGCAGCGGAGCCGUGUGACCUGGAGAAACCUCAGGCUCACAGUCAGAUUUCAGAACUGUCUGACUUGGCCGACCGGCCUCUGGUCGGAGCUCUGACCAGCAGGCUUCAGGCCCUGCACACCCAGCUGCAGGCCUUCGUGGAGCGGGUGGACGGCCUGGGUAAACCCCCAGCAGGUGGGAGGGACCCUCAGGUGGAAGGAGCAUCUCCCCUGCCCUCACCCUGCGCCUCCCUCAUCUGCUCCGGAGACGAGCAGAAUGGACUGAACGCUGCAGAGGAGAAGCAGCCUGAUUAUAGGGACCACACAGAGCCAGAGGUGAAAGGUCAAACUGAAGAGAACAGCCAAUCAGACAGCAAUGAGCCAGAAAAGCAGGCAAGCAGCGAGCAGGAGCAGCAGGAGAAGGACACGGAUGAAGCAUCGCGCUUUAGUCAUGCCCGGCUGUCCGAGGCAGAGGAGUCUGCUGACGGAGCUCAGGAGGAGCUGGAGACGGAGAGAGAAACCACUCUCAAACUCACACAGGACGAGCACCAGAAGGCUCUGCUCCGUCGGGACUUCCAGCUGCAGAGUUUGGGUCUCCAGGCUCGGCUGCAGCGGAAGUUAUGGAGCCAGGAGAGGACUCUGCUGGUCCAGGAGUCUCAGCACCUCAAACAGGCCCUGUUACUGCUCAGCCUCAAGCUGCGCUGCUUCCUCAAACAGUGGAGGCUGGGCUGCAAGAAGGACACGGAGUGGAAGGAUGUCUUGGAGAUGAACAGCCUGAAGGAUCUCUACCUGCUGCUGGAGGAGGACAACCUGACAAGCCCCGCCCACCAGACUGACAAGAGGUCUGCUGCAGACGAACAGCCGCUCAGCCCGACUAUCAAGUCGAGCGCUGUGAGCAGCACUUUGGCCGACCUGAAGGUGGCGCUGCAGGAUCUGAGCGGUGAGCUGCGACAGGAGAGACAAGGCUCCCAGGAACUCACCCAGCAGUUUGCAAAGGCCAAGGCAUCAUGGGAAGUGGAGAGGACCGAGCUGCAGAGCCUCAUCACGCAGCUUGAGACCAAAGCAGGUAAAGCAGCUGCAGCUCUGUCCUCCACUGACGCACCGGAUCCUCCAGACCUGAAGGUGGCGCUGAAGAGGGAGCGUGAAGAACACCAGCACCUCCUGGCUGAGUCCUAUGCCGCUGUGAUGGACCUCACUAAACAGCUUCAGAUCGGAGAGAGGAACUGGGGCAGAGAGAAGCUGGAGCUGCUGGAGAGGUUCAGCCAGGAGAGAGCGCAGUGGGAGCAGAGACUGAGAGAGGCCACUGUACAACAGGGGAAGUCGAAGUCAUCAAGCGGCGAGUCAUCCACGGACACGGUUGUUGCCAAUGGAGCUGGAUCGCCAAGGACCAAGUCCACGUCAGAGCUGGAUCGGCCCGAGGUCAACGGAGCCGCCGACCAGGAGGAGAAAAUCCAGUUUGCAGUCCCGCCUCUUUUGAUUCGCCCAGAGCUCGGUGACCUCACCAGGAAGAACUGGACCUACCUGACCAAUGAGACUCCAGAGGUCGGGGACACCUGUAAAACCUGGGACGGUCCCAGCGGCUCCUGCAGCAGCCUGGUGGGAUCAGAGCUGGAUCUGGAGUCUGUCCAGAGGAGCCACACCGCUCCAGACCGCACCGGCAUCCGGAUCUACUACAGCCCUCCUGCCGUGAGGCGCAUAGAGCACCGGAGACAGAACCAGCACGCCAAAGAGCCACAGCAGGCGCAGAACGGGAGCUCGUCCCUGGGAUCGAGCGUCUGGGACGGGGGCGUGGCUACGGAGGAAACCCUCGGGGUUCAGCAGCAGCAACAACCCUCUUCCUCCUUCUCGUCCUCGUACGAGCAGUGGCUGAGCUCGCUGUCCAAGCAGCACAGGGAGCUGCUGGAGAGCAGGAGCGGCUGCAUCGCUGGCUCGAUCCCCGGCGGCCUCGGUGGCUCAGCGAACAGCGUGGUCGACGGGAUGACGUCCUCUUCGGCUUUCCACGGCCUGGAGAUCGGGGAGAUUUCUGCCAACUUAAGUGACGACAUGAAGGAGAUGACCAACUGUGUCCGUCAGGCCAUUCGCUCCUCGUCUCUGGAGAGGAAGUCCAGCAAGGAACCGGGAAGUCAGGCGGUUGGCAUGUCCACCAGGUCCACGCAGACCGCCGCCCAGUACGUCAGCAUCGGGCUUCAAACCGACAACCUUCCCGGCAGCAGGGGGGCGGGGCUGCACUCCAAAGCCUGGUCUCCUCGUCCCUCGUCCACGACCACCUCCUCGCUGGUGUCGGCCCGAACCCGGCAGAUAUCUACGUCGCUAGAUAAAGUUCACAGCCGCAUCGAGAGGCCGUGCUGUUCGCCCAAGUACGGCUCACCGAAACUGCAGCGCAGAGUUUCCUCUGGCUCCACCUCCAGACUGGACAGCAACUCCUCCUCCAGGGACCGCAGCCUGUGGAGCCUCCAGCAGAGACCCCUGGGCGGAGGCGGAGGCGGAGGCGGCGGCUCAGCCUGGGCUCGCUCCACCACCACCAGGGACAGCCCCGUCCUCAGCGGCCUCACCGACGGCCUCUCCAGCCUCUUCAGCGUGGUGGAGCACGCCGGGAGCACAGAGUCGCUCUGGAGGGGGGACGGAGGAGCCAGCCAAGGUGCCAGUCCAGCACGCCAGCCCCCCGCCGCAGGAAAACCCUCUGGAGCGGCGGCCUGUGGAUCUGACGCCGGCUCUCAGCGGUACGGAGGCCUGGUCCAGGAGUUCUUCAGGAACGUGUGCAGCGGCCGUGGCCCGGGAGGAGUCACCCUGCCCGGGGAGAGAGCGCAAAGAGACUCCCUGGGCAGCCUGGGUGUCCUGGGGGGGUUCAGCGGCGUGGAUGAGCCCAAGCCAGAGUGCAUGUCAGCCGGGGUCGGAGGGCUCGGAUUGGGUGCAGGCAACGACAACGUGACCAGGAUUGUUAACAAGAGGUUCAUGAGGCAGACGGCCGGGGAGGAGAUGGUCAGCAUCAUGGGAGGAGGGAAGGAAACACUGAGCAGCGUUGGGGUGGUGGCGGCGGUAGCGGCGGCGGCAUCUGGGACGGAGGAUGCACCAUGUGACUGCACUGCCCAGUCUUCCUGCUUUGCCCGACCAUCAAGAGCAGCAGCUCGCCAUUCACUGGGACAAUGCAAGCACCGCCCACAAGAGUCUCCGGCGGCAACCGAGGAGAAGAGGGACGUCUGCAACGAGUGA
Seriola dumerili (greater amberjack) is the source of this 4761-nucleotide messenger RNA. RefSeq names its product protein SOGA1-like. Bases 16 to 4761 code for a protein of 1581 amino acids. NCBI's taxonomy places the organism in Eukaryota, Metazoa, Chordata, Actinopteri, Carangiformes, Carangidae. The record is from RefSeq and is a predicted model, not a curated record. The transcript is spliced from 24 exons. Gene Ontology annotation, biological process: regulation of autophagy.